CAGCGCUAAAACCGUCAAAACGAACGCAGCCUCUGUGUAUAUACACGUGUGGUUUACGACUCGUAAGAUUAUUUACAAAACGAUGGCGUACGACUUAAAAAACGAAGAAGAUGUGAAGGAAUUCUUGAAGAAUCUUCAUACAGAGUAUCAAUUUGGUUGUUAUAGCGAGAAAAAAGCAAAUGUCUGCCACUUAUUAGGUGAUUAUUACGAAGCGAUAAAGCAAGAGAUGGAAAAGGCCGCUGCGAUAUACAAGGCAACCUGCGAUCAAUAUAAUUAUGCUAGAAGCUGUGCGAAAUUCGGUGAUUUCAAAGCAGUCGGUAAAGGUUGCAAGCGAGAUAUACCGACAGCAUACAAAUAUAUGUCAAAAGGUUGUGAACUCAAUGAUGAGUAUGGAUGUCUGCAUGCUGGUGUGUUGGGAACAUCUAAGAAUAAUGUCGGAAAAGAUAGGGUAACAUCCACAGUGUGUGGUGUUAAAACAAUUAAAAAGGCCUGUGACAUGUACAAUUCAGACAAAGCUUGUUUUUAUUUAUCGGCAGGUUUAAAACGCCUCUUGAGUUCAUUCGUUAGCGACACAACCAUGCGAUACCACUUGUUCGAUUCUCGCGCCUGGCUGGUGGCCGCCGUCUUUGUUACAUUUGUCUGUCAUAGUUUGUCCAAUGCACAAUUGGUCGAUGACAAAUCGGAGAGGACCAACGUGAGCGUGGAUGUUUAUUAUGAAUCAUUAUGCAGCGAUAGUAUGCGAUGGAUCGUAAAUCAACUCAUACCAUCGUAUUCGGAAUUGAAAAAUCAUCUCCACAUCACGUUGAUUCCUUAUGGUAAAGCUACGCACGCGCGCGAAAGCGAAACCGGUCCAUGGCAGUUCUUGUGUCAACAUGGAUCUGCCGAGUGCCGCGGGAAUAAGGCCCAAGCGUGCGCGAUUCACAGCAUACAGACCUCCGAAGAGGCCCAGAAGCAACAGCAACUGACGGUUAAACUGGUCGGUUGUGCAAUGUCCGCUAGAAAUCCGUCGACCGCUGUUCCGCAGUGCGCUCAAGACAUUGGUCUAACCGAAGGAACACAAAAAUUGAUUAAUGAAUGCAUCGAGAGCUCGUUCGGAGACGAUUUGCUCGCAGCGAAUGGUGACAAAACGCACAAUCUACAACCACCGCUUAGAUUCGUACCAACGAUAAUAAUUAACGGGGUAUACUCAAAGGAAAAUCAGGACGUGGCACUAAACAAUUUCUCCAAACUAAUUUGUCACCAUUUAACAGAGCAGGAGAAACCGAGUAUUUGCAGCAGUGUGAAUUGAAGAAAAUUAGAAAGGAAGGAUAAAACCGAGUCACACAUUGAAGGUGCGGGGACAAAUAAUCGCUCGGUUAAAAUAAAUGAUAUAUUGUUCGCUUAUAUAAUAUACAUAAGUACCUAUAUACAAAAAUAUAUACGAUUUGUCAAAUAUAACGGACUAAUACAUAUAAAAAUGAUUGUAAA
Camponotus floridanus (Florida carpenter ant) is the source of this 1467-nucleotide messenger RNA. It is a transcript of the gene GILT1, whose product is annotated as GILT-like protein 1. The record is from RefSeq and is a predicted model, not a curated record. Gene Ontology annotation, molecular function: protein binding; oxidoreductase activity, acting on a sulfur group of donors, disulfide as acceptor. Lineage: Eukaryota; Metazoa; Arthropoda; Insecta; Hymenoptera; Formicidae.